AUGCGCUAUCCAUUGCGCCACGGAGCCACCUGUUGGAGGUUCCGCGCAUCUGCCGUCACCUCCAACGGUAACGGCGAGGCCGGCGAGCGCCCAGCCGCCCGGGAACCGCCGCUGCUCAGCUCAAGGGCCGCGGCUGCGGGCCGUGGGUCGGGAAAGCGCAGCGGGAGCCAGUCGUCCGUGGCCGACUCCGCCUGUCCCUCCCCGGCUCCCCGCCUGCCCCGCAACCCCGCCUACCGGUGUCCGGAGGCCGCUCCCCUCCGGCCCGGGCCGCCGAGGCUGCAGGCCCAGACCGGCCGUUGCGCCGUCGCGCCGGGCACUUCUGUCGCCACCUGCGAGAGGCGAGGGCGAGCGGCCGCGCCCGGGGCUACGAGGCGAAGGCGGCGACCCAUCGCGGGGCCCCCGGGCUCUUCCCUGACGCCUGGACCUGCGGCUGCGAGUGCGGGCCGAGGCGACGUCUGUGUGCGUGCUUGUGCGUGUUUAUCUGCGCGGGGCUUCGGGGAAACGGGGUUUGGGUUGCAUUUCGCUCCCCACAGACCCAGAGCCGAAUUUCUGAGGUAUCCGGGCUCUGGUGGCCUGAGGGGGGCGACGCGCCCCGCACCGAGGCAUCCUCCCGGGAGCUUUAUCCACUAUGCCGCCGCCGCCGAGGAGCGGCCGAGCCGCGCAGCCGCCGAUGCCCGCGCGCGCCCCACGCGCGUCCGAGUGGGCGGCCUCUGGAGGCGGACGGCGCGGGUGGGGAUCGCGCGGGUGCGAGCGCCUCGGCUGCAGGGCGCGCGGCCGAGCGUGAUGGCGGGGUCCCCACAUCCCCCACCCGCCCGGUGCCAGCGCUGGACCCCGCAUUUCUUUGCUCAGAAGGGCGGGGUCGCCGCGAAUCUGAGCGGCGGCGUGGGAGGGAGUGGGUCUUCGGUUCCCUAAUCCCCUCCCCAUCUCCAUCAGGGCGACCCCGAAGCCCGAGGGAAGAGAACUAGCUAAAUAAUAAAAGCCCAGUUGCUAGGCAACGGCCGCUGCCAGACAAAAGCCCAGGCUCCGGCUCCAAUCAGCGUGCGGCUCUCUCGACCCCGCCUUCUUAGGACUCGCGUGGUGCGACCUGACGCUGACACCUCUGCACCAAACCAGCUUCCGUCUGUGCCCACCGGGUGGUCUCUGCCAGGCAGAAUUGGCCAUCAAAGGAUAGGGUCUUUGCCUCGCACGGUUCGCUAAAGGGGGAGAGGAAAUUCUCAGUGGGGAAGGGCAUUUUUAUAUUAAGGGGGAAAGAGACACUCAAUGCUCGCUGUGAAAACAAUACAAAGAAAUUUUACCUGGAAGCGUUGGUGCAAAAUCUCCAAUUCUGCGGCGUCGUGGACGUGCUUAGCGAUUGUGACUCAUACUCCAAGUUCUAAGGAAGGAACAAUAAAGCAUAUGCUAAGGAGAGAUGUGCAGAUCAAAGCUUCUUGGAACCAGGUCUGCUCAGCUCUGAUGGCAAAGGACGGAGCCGAAGCACAGUCAGGACUUUUCGUGAGAGGACUAUGCAGGGCUCACACACCGCUGCUGUGUGCGUUCUUGCCCCUGUUUCCCAGACACCGAUCCCAUCAGGGUGAAGGGAAAGGAAGUGUCCACCCAGAACUCCUCCUAACUUUACUCCUUUUGGCAGCUUCUCUUGUUUUAUCUUCUCUCUGUGGAAUAACCUUUAGAACAGGCUAACGUCAAUCCCGGAACUCCCUGCCUAAAAGGAGUUUGGAUAAGUCAGUUGAAAUGCAUUUGAGUCUCAAGAAACAGAAGGCUCAGACAGUUGCCACCACUGUGAAGACUUGCCAUCUCACAUGAAAAGUAACUUGGGACAAUGACCCGCAGGAGGCGAUGGGACAGAAACCUCACCUUGUAAUAGACAUCAAACAUCAGGUCGCUGCCUGCAGCAAGAGCUUUGUCAGCUACACACAACUGUGAGCUCCAACCACCACACGGCACGGACCUGAGCCCUCUGUUCUCUGAAGCUCUGAGUCUUUGACCAUUGAUGUCUUAUUGCCCCAGACGGCUUCAUCUGCUCUCACUGUUUCAAGCCCUUCCCACACAGUCUGUGGCUGCCUCCUGUGUGCACAGGAGGUUAGACACACAGCCAGACAUGCACCCCAUGGGGGAAACUCCAGCUCUGAUGCUCUGAGCUAGGUGAUCUCAGGCCAAAAUUUUAAAUUCUAUCAGCAAAGCAAUUGAUUCUUCUGUAAAAGAGUAAACGCAAGUUUAUUAAUGAUAA
Molecule: messenger RNA, 2224 nt
Organism: Mus musculus (house mouse)
Lineage: Eukaryota; Metazoa; Chordata; Mammalia; Rodentia; Muridae
Product: predicted gene, 40190
Exons: 5
Coding region: 1-912 (303 amino acids)
Source: RefSeq, a predicted model, not a curated record